Molecule: messenger RNA, 527 nt
Organism: Tuber melanosporum (Perigord truffle)
Lineage: Eukaryota; Fungi; Ascomycota; Pezizomycetes; Pezizales; Tuberaceae
Exons: 3
Coding region: 84-365 (93 amino acids)
Biological process (GO): mRNA splicing, via spliceosome; spliceosomal snRNP assembly
Cellular component (GO): U5 snRNP; U4/U6 x U5 tri-snRNP complex; U2 snRNP
Molecular function (GO): RNA binding
Source: RefSeq, a predicted model, not a curated record
CCCACCUUAACACACUUACCUUCACCACUACCUCCAUCCCGCCUCACCCUCACACACAAAGCUCUCCGAACCACCCAAAAGCAAUGGCAUCUCGAGGCGGCGGCGGCGGUCGGCGCGUCCUCCUCCCACCAAUCAACUUCAUCUUCAAACUCUUGCAAUCCCACGCAACGGUUCAAAUAUGGCUCUACGAGCAAUUAGCCAUCCGCAUCGAGGGAAAGAUCAGAGGCUUCGAUGAGUUCAUGAACCUCGUCAUUGACGAUGCGGUGGAGGUUAAGCUCAAGACUAAGGACGAAGAGGAGAGCCGGAGGGAAUUAGGGCAGAUAUUACUCAAAGGGGAUAACGUUUCGUUGAUACAGAGUCUGUAGUUUUGGUGCUGGAGAGGGCCGGCUGAGGAUUGGGCGGGGAUUUAUGCGUUUCCUUUUUUAUAUAUAUACACUUCAGACGGCGUCAGUUGGAUUGGGCCCGGUCCGACGGACGGGACGGGCCUCCGACGACAAAAAUAAUGAGAAACCCUUCUCAGUACCAUG